This is a messenger RNA of Condylura cristata (star-nosed mole), 1504 nucleotides long. RefSeq names its product poly(A) binding protein interacting protein 2 (gene PAIP2). NCBI's taxonomy places the organism in Eukaryota, Metazoa, Chordata, Mammalia, Eulipotyphla, Talpidae. Gene Ontology annotation, cellular component: cytoplasm. Gene Ontology annotation, molecular function: mRNA regulatory element binding translation repressor activity. Gene Ontology annotation, biological process: negative regulation of translational initiation. The transcript is spliced from 4 exons. The record is from RefSeq and is a predicted model, not a curated record. Bases 160 to 534 code for a protein of 124 amino acids.
AGGGGUGUUUGUUUGGACUGGAGAAGGGAGGCGGCGGGCGAAGCGCGCGUCGAGCGGGGGAGCGGCGCUGCCUGUGGAGAUCCGUGGAGGCCGACCGGAUUCGUUGGCUGCCGACCCCGCUGCCGUGCACUGGGUUAAAAACUACAACUAACGCCAACCAUGAAAGAUCCAAGUCGCAGCAGUACUAGCCCAAGUAUCAUCAAUGAAGAUGUGAUUAUGAACGGUCAUUCUCAUGAAGAUGACAAUCCAUUUGCAGAGUACAUGUGGAUGGAAAAUGAGGAGGAAUUCAACAGACAAAUAGAAGAGGAGUUAUGGGAAGAAGAAUUUAUUGAACGUUGUUUCCAAGAAAUGCUGGAAGAAGAAGAAGAACAUGAGUGGUUUAUUCCAGCUCGAGAUCUCCCACAAACUAUGGACCAAAUCCAAGACCAAUUUAAUGACCUUGUUAUCAGUGACGGCUCUUCUCUGGAAGAUCUUGUGGUCAAGAGCAAUCUGAAUCCAAAUGCAAAGGAGUUUGUUCCUGGGGUGAAGUACUAAAAUAUUUGAGUAGACGGGGCCCUCUUUUGGUGGAUGUAGCACAAUUUCCACACUGUGAAGGCAGUAUUAGAAGACUUAAUUGUAAAAGCUCUCUUGUCACUGUGUUACACUUAUGCAUUGCCAAAGUUUUGUUAGUCUUGCAUGCUUAAUAAAAGUGCUGAGACUGUUAUUAAGUAAAAAACUGUCAAACAUUUACUGAACAUAGAAUUGGCCCCAUGGCUUGAUGUGAAGACAGCGAGGAAAGAAGCACCAGUCAAGUUGUGACAUUGCACGAAAUUAAAUGACCUCUAAAUCUUAGUGAAUUGUCUUUUAUUUUGUUAAGUCUAAACUACUAGACCCUUAUGGAUAACUAACACUUGUUAAUGACUAAACUUUUUUUAGUAAGUAAAUUUAAAUUAAGUUCUGAUUGUUAAGCAGAUUUCUCAGUUCAGACUUAAAAUUUGCAUUUGCCCCAUCAAAAAUAAUCUUUUUUUGAAGAUGGUUCGUUCAUUUGAAAUAAUUCAGUAUAUUCAAAUAUGUCUUUAGUUACUGAGGCUAUGAGGUAUUACUGCUUGCAUAAAAGUUAGUCUUGGUUUGUAUAACGUUAUCAUGUAAGAAAUACUGGAUUCUGUUCCUAAUGUUAUGUAUGAGGAAGUAUGUGGUAUUAGAAGUACAUCUUCAAAGGAGUCACUGCAUUGUAGCUAUGCCAUUGUGAAGUCCAACAUUUGACCAACCCACAAUUCAAUUGAACAGAAAUUGUAAUUUAUAAUUUGAGUGGUGCUUUUCCUUGCUUUGUUAACCAUCACUACAAUAGUCUGCAGCACAACUUUUCUUUUAACAAAGCUAGAACAGUUUUGGCUUCUUAAACUUCAUAUCCGGGUAGGUUAAGCUGCCAUACGUGUUCAGUGUGAAUAGUGUUUAAGUUGAAAAUAUUGUAAAAAAAUUAUAUUUUUUCAAAAAUAUUUAAAAAAAUAAAUAAUAGUAGAACUGA